AUGGCCGAAGAGCCAGAGGCAGACCUCGGGGCUGGGGAGGGUGCAGUGGAGCCUGCGGUGGAGAUGCCGGGCUGGGAGGCUCCAGAGGACACAGACCCCCAGCCUGGAAGUUAUGAAAUCAGACACUACGGACCAGCCAAGUGGGUCAGCACUUGUGUGGAGUCUAUGGACUGGGAUUCAGCCAUCCAGACUGGCUUUACAAAACUGAAUGACUACAUUCAAGGCAAAAAUGAGAAAGAGAUGAAAAUGAGGCUGACGGCUCCAGUGACAAGCUACGUGGAGCCCGGCUCAAGUCCUUUUAGUGAGUCUACCAUUACCAUUUCCCUGUAUGUCCCCUCUGAGCUGCAAUCGGAUCCACCCAGGCCUUCAGAGUCAGAUGUCUUCAUUGAAGACAGAGCUGGGAUGACUGUGUUUGUAAGGUCUUUUGAUGGAUUCUCCAGUGGCCAAAAGAAUCAAGAACAGCUUUUGACAUUAGCAAACAUUUUGAGGGAAGAAGGGAAAGUUUUCAAUGAAAAGGUCUUUUACACUGCUGGCUACAGCAGUCCUUUCCAGUUACUUGAGAGAAAUAAUGAAGUGUGGCUGAUUCAGAAAAAUGAGCCCUCUGAAGAAAACGAGUAA
Cricetulus griseus (Chinese hamster) is the source of this 618-nucleotide messenger RNA. Lineage: Eukaryota; Metazoa; Chordata; Mammalia; Rodentia; Cricetidae. The record is from RefSeq and is a predicted model, not a curated record.